Saprolegnia diclina VS20 is the source of this 1977-nucleotide messenger RNA. RefSeq lists its product as hypothetical. The transcript has a single exon. The coding region runs from base 722 to 1939 and encodes 405 amino acids. The record is from RefSeq and is a predicted model, not a curated record. Lineage: Eukaryota; Oomycota; Saprolegniomycetes; Saprolegniales; Saprolegniaceae.
GAGACGGCCACACCCACAGUGAAGCGCUUGCGCGAGCUAACCACAGGCAAGGGUAUUGACCCUUGCCACAGGUUUCACCAGCUCCGAAGUGGCGCAUGGCGUCGUCGUUGGCGUCUGGCACACGGGGCUUAUCAAGCCGAGUUACGUCGCAACUGCCUAGCGAAAUUUCGCCAACGCGUUGCGUUCAAGCGCGUCGUGCAGCAGUGGGCACACAGCGCACUGCGGUCCGCUCUCUUCGUCGCAGCAAACUACAUCUCGUUUACGGUCGCGCAAGACGCAGAUCGACUACCGCCAGGAUCGUGCUGACCUAUUUGCUUUUGCGUCUUCCCCGACAGCGUUGCUGGACGAGACCGUGCUGCGGUGCGUGGCGCUGGCUGCCAGCACCUCGUGGGCGACGGCCAUCGCAGCGUGUGCGUGAGCAGCGUCAUGUGGCUUAUCGCAGCCUACAUGGCGCGCCACCUCCGCGUCCACGUACGAUGGCUUUUCCGCAUCCCUGGCAUUGCGCUUGAGGACUGGUGCUGGAGCCUCUCUGGUGCAUCCUUGCGCAGCUCAGCACGGGCGCGACCAAGCGAAGCGUGUUUCGAUCGACACGCUGCCAGGCUACACGCUCGAAUACUGUUGGUAAUUGGCGUAAAAACCACUUCAAGUUGGAGAGGCGAGGGGUUCCCACCUGGCUUGGCACUUUCGCAUUAGCCGGCCGCCGACCACUGCCCUCAGCAUCAUGGUACGCAUCCUCGCAGCGAGCUUGGCUCAUCUCACGGCCGUCGUCUUCGCCGCCGGGAACGCGACUCGUGGUGUGUGCUACGAUACGUACGGCAUCGACCACAUCGACCAGCACUUUGCGACGAUCAAGGAGCGCUUCACGGCCGUGCGCACCUUCCAGUCCAUCGCCAAGGGCGUCAACGUCAUCGACGCUGCGGCCAAGGCCGGGCUCCAGAUCGCGGCCGGGGUCUGGAUCCGAGGCAACUACACGGCCGACCUGCAAGCCGCGAUCGACGGCGCGCGUCGCCACCCGGACGCGGUCCACGCGAUCUUCAUGGGCAACGAAGACCUCUUCCAGAAUGCCAUGUCGGUCGAGACCGUUGUGGCCAAGGUGCACGAGGCCAAGGAUCGUCUGCGCCAGGCAGGCCUCGCCCACAUCAAGGUCGGGUCGGUGCAGAUGGACGGGGACUGGCUCCGUGCGCCGGCGCUGGUUGCGGCCUGUGACGUCGUGGGCGUCAACAUCUACGCCUUCUUUGGCGGCGCGUCCAUCUCGUGGACCAACCCGGUCAUGGACCUCGACGCCCGCUGGCAGAAUCUUGUCCGCUUGUACGGUCCGGAUAAGCUCACUAUCACCGAAACGGGCUGGCCCCACGCCGGCGGCAACAACGGCGCCCACAUCUCAAGCCGCGAAAAUGCGGUCGCGUACUAUCAGUCCUUUGUGCAGUGGACGGAGCGCGGCAACGGCGGCGGCCUGCCCUACUACUUCAUGUUCCACGACAACCCGAGCAAAGGCGGGUUCGAAGCCAACUUUGGGCUCGCGGGCGUCGACGGGCGCUGGAAGUUUGACCUCGGCGCGCCGUUUACGGGGCCCCGUACUUUCUCGAUCGUGUCGAGCCAAGGUCUUAGCGUCGGCGCGCUCCACGGCGGGCUCCGUGCGCACCACGCAGCAUCACCGAUCUCGGCCGACGACCUCUGGCAGCUCGGCGGCGACGCCCUCGUCAACCAAGGUGGCCAGCAACCUUGUCUGGACGUGUCGCGCCAUGAUAACAACCAACUGACUAUCGCUCUGCACCCGUGCAGCGCCAACAACACCAACCAAAUGUGGCGCCAAGAGCCGUCGCGACUAGUGCAUGCCACGUACAGCGUCUGCCUCGAUGUCGACCCAACCCAAGGCAACAAGGUGCAGGUCUUUGCCUGCGUGGACGACGCACCCAACCAGCGCUUCUCAUUUGUCUAAGCAUCAUAACAAAGUAGAGCUAGUCAUCGUUCUUGUAC